UCAAUUAAGUCUGCUUUUAUAUUUAAGCGAAAUAUUUAUAAAAUACUAUAUUUAUAAAUACUUAAACAUAAUGGAAACGUUACAAGAUCCUGUUAGACAAGAGAUGAUGGUAUUAUGCUGCAUUUGUGGUACUGGUAUUCAACCAAAUGCAGCAAACAUGUGUGUGGCAUGUUUGCGGACUCAAGUUGACAUUACUGAAGCCAUUCCAAAGCAGGCGACAAUUCAUUUUUGCAGAGGCUGUGAAAGAUAUUUGCAACCCCCUGCAGAAUGGAUUCAUGCAGCGCUGGAAUCUAGGGAAUUGUUAACAUUAUGCUUGAAAAAGUUAAGAGGUUUAAAUCGUGUAAAAUUAAUUGAUGCUGGAUUUAUAUGGACAGAACCUCAUUCAAUGAGACUAAAGGUGAAAUUAACAGUACAAGCAGAAGUAAUGGGUGGUGCAGUUUUACAACAAGUGUUUAUAGUUGAAUAUGUAGUAAAUCAUCAUAUGUGUGAUGAUUGCCAUCGAACAGAGGCAAAAGAUUACUGGCGUGCUUUGGUACAAGUUAGGCAACGGGCUACAAAUAAAAAAACAUUUUAUUACUUGGAACAACUGAUUCUGAAAUAUAAAGCACACGAGCAAACAUUGGGCAUAAAGCCUAUUCACGAGGGCCUCGACUUUUUCUUUGCAAACGAAGCAUCAGCUCGGAAGAUGAUUGAUUUUCUCUCGAGUGUGGUACCCUGUCGUUAUGAUCAUUCCAAAAAAUUGAUAUCCCAUGAUAUCCAUAGCAACAUUUACAAUUAUAAAUUCACAUACAGUGUAGAGAUAGUUCCAAUAUCAAGGGACAGUAUUGUAUGUCUUCCAAGGAAAUUAAGUCAUCAAUUGGGAGGAAUAAACUCUAUUUGCUUAGUAUACAAGAUUACAAAUGCUAUUCACUUAAUAGAUGUAUCAACUGGUCAAAUUGCUGAAGUGAACUCGACAAUCUACUGGCGGCAUGCUUUUAAUAGCAUUUGUGAUCCAAAACAAUUAAUAGAGUAUACAGUGAUGGAUAUUGAACCAAUAAUGUUCAAGGACAGAAAAUUCUUCCCAGGACAAGGAGCAAUUUCUAGUAAACACGUAAUAGCGGAUGUAUGGUUAGUUAAAAGUUCCGAUUUAGGAAUGAAUGAAAACUUAAUUCAUACACGUACUCACCUUGGGCAUAUACUUAAGCCAGGCGAUACUGUUUUAGGGUAUGCUAUUAACGAUAGUAAUAUCAAUGAUGAUAAUUUCGAAAUGUUGAAUAAAGAUAUGGUACCAGAUGUAAUUUUGACAAAGAAAAAUUAUGCAAACGAUAGAGUAGCACGACGUAAGAUGAGAAUUUGGAAAUUAAAACAUAUGGUUCAGGACGGAGAUGAUAUGAAUUUAGAUAGCAAAGAUUAUAAUGAGUUUUUAGAAGAUAUCGAGGAGGAUCCAGAAAUGAGGCAGAAUAUAAAUAUUUUCAGAGAUCACAUGAAGACAAUCCCAGUAGAUACUAACGAACUAACCGAUCCUAGUUGUCCACAAAUUACUCUUGAGGAAAUGCUUGAUGAUCUCGCAAUUGACGAUGUACAAAUACCUGAAGUAGACGAAGAUGUUUGACUAAAAAUGCAAUAA
Messenger RNA from Dufourea novaeangliae, 1606 nucleotides. RefSeq names its product 60S ribosomal export protein NMD3 (gene Nmd3). The record is from RefSeq and is a predicted model, not a curated record. NCBI's taxonomy places the organism in Eukaryota, Metazoa, Arthropoda, Insecta, Hymenoptera, Halictidae. Gene Ontology annotation, cellular component: cytoplasm; nucleus. The coding region runs from base 71 to 1591 and encodes 506 amino acids. Gene Ontology annotation, biological process: ribosomal large subunit export from nucleus. The transcript has 11 exons. Gene Ontology annotation, molecular function: ribosomal large subunit binding.